Messenger RNA from Colletotrichum navitas, 2124 nucleotides. RefSeq lists its product as uncharacterized. Lineage: Eukaryota; Fungi; Ascomycota; Sordariomycetes; Glomerellales; Glomerellaceae. The transcript has 7 exons. The coding region runs from base 1 to 2124 and encodes 707 amino acids. Gene Ontology annotation, biological process: carbohydrate metabolic process. The record is from RefSeq and is a predicted model, not a curated record. Gene Ontology annotation, molecular function: hydrolase activity, acting on carbon-nitrogen (but not peptide) bonds; chitin binding.
AUGCGUUGGUCCCCCGUGCUGCUCGCCGCCAUUGCAGGGCUAGAGGCAGCUCAUGCUCACGGAAACGUGGCGCACCCCAACAUAGUGUUGCCGCGUCUAAAAAACAAGGAAGAGAACCAUUUGGAUUCCCGUCAGGCCUCUACUACCAUCCCAGUUGGAGACAACGAUCAGUGUGGAGGAGACUUUGGAAGGUGUGCAAACGGAUUUUGCUGUUCAGCUGAAGGAUGGUGCGGAACGGGACCAGACUCCUGCAGUUCGCCCGACUGUCAGAUCAACUACGGUCCAGCCUGUGAUGGCAACCAGAAGCCCAGCGGCGCUGAUACAUCCAAGGACACGAGAACUCGGAAGGGAAGCGUUCCUUACGGUGGCGUGGGCAUCUAUUCCUGCGAAAAGGACGGCGAUAUUGCCGUCACCUAUGAUGACGGUCCUUACCUUUAUACCGCAGCCAUGUUAGACGCCUUCAAAGCUCAUGGCGCCGUCGCCACCUUUUUCAUCACCGGCAACAACCUUGGCAAGGGUCAGAUCAAUGUGAAGUACCGCGAUGUCAUCAAGCGCAUGGUCGCCGAGGGCCACCAAGUUGCUAGCCACACUUGGUCGCACGAGAACCUCGACCAGAUGACGGCAACGCAGCGUAAGAAUCAGAUGAUUUAUAACGAGAUUGCAUUGAAGGAUAUUCUCGGCUUCUACCCUACCUAUAUGCGUCCGCCUUACUCUAUUUGCGGAACUGAUUGCCAGAAGCUGAUGGUGGACCUUGGCUACCACAUCACCUAUUUCGACCUCGACACUGAGGGCUAUCUCCACAGCGAUCCCAGUCAAAUCCAAGUCAGUAUAGACCUGUGGGAUGCGGCCAUGACUGCGCGAUCGUCUUGCAACGCCAGUUAUCUGCACAUUGAGCACGACAUCCACGAACAGGUUGCUACGACCUUCACCAACCAUAUGCUCGACUCCAUUGUCGCCAACGUGCUUGGGCGACCCCCGGCCAACUGGUACCGCGGCAACGUCCCCGCAUACAACUUCAAGAUCAGUGCCGUCAGCCCCAAGGCCUGCACCGGCACGAGCCCGGCCACCUCCAAGGCCACCUCCAAGGCCACCUCCAAGGCCACCUCCAAGGCCGCUUCCACCCCCCCUCCGCCGCGUCAAACUCCGCCGCGUAGGACCCCCUCAUCUUCAUCGUCUGGCCGUGGCAGCAGCAGUACUGCAUCCCCUUCUGCCUCGGGGGCCAUCAGCGCUGGCGGCAGGACAAGCUCGUCCAGCAGCAAGACCAACAGCGUCAGCGCUCAGUCCAUCGGCUCGACCUCUCGGUCAAGCUCCUCCACACGAUCUCCUUCGUCGGCUUCCUCGGCUUCGGGAACUUCUUUCCCUCCUAGUGCUGCUGCUGCCUCCCCCAGCCCUGCCACGCAGUCUGCUUUGUCGGCUCCGUCGCUUUCGCUAUCUGCAGGAAAUUCUUCCUCUCCCAGUGCUGCUGCCUCCCCCAGCCCUGCCACGCAGUCUGCUUUGUCGGCUCCGUCGCUUUCGCUAUCUGCAGGAAAUUCUUCCUCUCCCAGUGCUGCUGCCUCUCCCAGCCCUGCCACGCAGUCUGCUUUGUCGGCUUCGUCGUCUUUGUCGUCUGACAUGAGCUCUUCAGGAACUUCUUCCCCUCCUAGUGCUGCUGCUGCCUCCUCCGGCCCCAGCACGCAGUCUGCUUCCGCCUCUGCUGCAUCUCCAUCUUCCACUCUUCUCGUCUCUACGGACGGCGCUUGUGGCGCUACCAACGGAAAACAGUGUUCCGGCUCGACUUUUGGCAGUUGCUGCUCCCCGUACGGAUGGUGCGGUUCCUCCGCUGCACAUUGUGGCAGCGGAUGCCAGUCUGCUUACGGCACUUGCACCAAUGUCGGCGGCAACACCAAGAUGUCGCUCGACGGAGCCUGCGGCGCCUCAGCCGGUAACGCCACCUGCACCGGCUCGGAUUUCGGUAACUGCUGCUCCCAGUACGGUUACUGUGGUAGCACUAGUGAUUUCUGCGGUGCCGGUUGUCAAUCUGGCUUCGGUACCUGUUUGUCGACUGCUGAUGCCGGUCCGCCCACUGCGACAACGCCUGCGGUGCGGCGAGUCUGUCGGCAGCAGGACGACGAACCUCUGCCCUGA